AUGCCGUCGCUUAAUUUCAGCAUAAUCGUUUCGGCCCUUGCCGGCCUGGCGUUCUCUAACCCUCACGGCCGACACUCGGGCUCACGUCAGAAUGCUGAUUCGUCUAGGAGCCCCUUAGUGGACCUUGCUAACGGGACAUACUACGGCUUACACAACGAGUACUAUGACCAGGACUUCUUCUUGGGUAUACCGUAUGCUCAACCUCCUACUGGCUCUCUUCGAUUCGCACCACCCCAAGCACUUACAACAUCGUUUGCUGAACCUCGAAAUGCAACCGAGUACAGUUUGAUGUGUAUCGGCUAUGGUUCGGAUACUUUGAACCUGGGAAAUCCUGUCUCUGAGGACUGCUUGACCAUUAAUGUUGUCCGUCCAGCUGGAACACAACCCGGUGACGACCUCCCUGUGGGCAUCUGGGUCCACGGCGGCAGCUACGUCAACGGCGGGUCACGCGACCCGAGGUACAAUCUUACGUAUAUUGUUGACCAAUCCGUCAAGGAGGGCAAGCCGAUUGUAGCUGCCUCAAUCAACUAUCGAUUGUCUUACUGGGGAUUCCUGUUCGGCGAGGAAUUGCAGGAGGCUGGUGCUGGCAACAUUGCCUUCAGAGAUCAGCGCUUGGCGCUGAGGUGGCUUCAGGAGAAUGUCGCAGCUUUCGGCGGUUCGCCUCAGAAGGUGACUAUUUGGGGAGAGUCGGCCGGUGCUCGAUCUCUAGGCAUGCAGCUCGUGGCUUACGACGGAAACCACAACGACCUGUUUCGAAGUGCCAUCCUCGAGAGUGGAAGUCCUGUCGCCAAGUUUGCCAACGCUACGAAUUGGCAAACCUAUUUUGACGCUCUCGUCGAGAAGACAGGAUGCACUAACGCCACUGACCGAUUGAGCUGCUUGAGAGAGCUACCAGUGAAGACACUCAAUGACAUCUUCAACGGUACAACUCCUCUGGGGGUCACAUCCCCUACGCUCAGCGCUGUUGUUGAUGGCGAUUUCAUCACAGCUCAAGGAGCCGAGCUUUUGCGUGACGGCAAAUUUGCCCAUGUUCCACUCCUACUUGGCAACAACUUUGACGAGGGUACUGGAUACGCGAAGCAAGGCAUCAACACCACGGCGCAAUUCCAAGCGUACUUGACAGGCUUAGGAUUUGACAGCAACCAAGUGGCGACUCUUACCGAGCUGUACCCUGACGAUCCAGCUGUUGGCAUUCCCGGAUUUUACAAUGCCACGCCUCCGGCCUAUCCCUAUGGCCUGCAGUUCAAGAGAGUAUCGGCUGUUGCUGGAGACUAUCAACAGCACAGUGGAAGAAGACUUACAGCAGAAUCUUAUGCUGGUGCUAAUCUGCCCGUCUACUCGUACAUGUGGAAUGUCCACGUGAACGGAAUAGCACAAAUCUACGGAGCUACGCAUUUCCAAGAGGUUGCUUUUGUUUUCGACAAUACUCAGGGUCUUGGGUAUGCGAGCAAUCCGUUUGAUAACAAGCCCGAGACUUUCGUGGAGCUAGCCGAUCUAAUGAGCAAGCAAUGGGUGGCAUUCAUAAACGAAUUGAACCCGAACCUCAACGAUUCUGCCCAAAGCCUUGUGUGGCCUCAGUACACAGUUGAUCAACCGGAUAAUUUCAUCUUUGACGUUAACCAAACGGGUCUGGCGUACGUUGCGAAAGACGACUAUCGGUCGACGGAGAUUACUUACCUCCUCGAAAAUAUUUUUAUCUAA
Truncatella angustata is the source of this 1701-nucleotide messenger RNA. Its product is annotated as Alpha/Beta hydrolase protein. Lineage: Eukaryota; Fungi; Ascomycota; Sordariomycetes; Amphisphaeriales; Sporocadaceae. The transcript has 2 exons. The record is from RefSeq and is a predicted model, not a curated record. Bases 1 to 1701 code for a protein of 566 amino acids.